Molecule: messenger RNA, 2193 nt
Organism: Kalmanozyma brasiliensis GHG001
Lineage: Eukaryota; Fungi; Basidiomycota; Ustilaginomycetes; Ustilaginales
Product: Phenol hydroxylase, C-terminal dimerization
Exons: 1
Coding region: 1-2193 (730 amino acids)
Molecular function (GO): FAD binding
Source: RefSeq, a predicted model, not a curated record
AUGCCGACACAACAAUUCUCCGCACCCGGCCAAGCGGUCGAGGAGGCCAAGGCAGGUGGUCACCAUGCCCACGGCACACACAACUACCCGGACCCGCUCACGCACAUCGAUCGGACCUCGUGGGAUGUCACCAUCGUCGGUGCCGGUCCUGCCGGUCUGAUGCUCGCCACGUCUCUGGCUCGGUUUGGUGGUUUCGACGUGCUGGUCAUCGACGAGCGUUCCGAGCCCACCACAGCAGGCCGCGCAGAUGGGAUCCAGCCCCGGACCAUCGAGGUUCUCCGCAACAUGGAACCCCUUGGUUCCGAGUUCUACGACCGCAGUGCACCAUCGUUCGAGCGAACCUUCUGGGAUCCUCGUUCGGAUGGCCAGCGCGGCAUCGAGCGCACCCGUCGCGUGCAGUCUUUCCCUACCGACAUGGAGAUCCAGGACAACUGCACGCUCGGUCUGCAGCAGGGUCUGAUCGAGGGUGGCUUCCUCAGGGAUAUGGAGCGCCACGGACAGCGUGUCACCCGCCCUUGGGCGUAUCAGGACUUCGAGAUGACCGAUGAUGCGACAUAUCCCGUCAAGGUCACUCUGGAAAAGAUGAAGCCCGUCACCGAGUCGACCAACGAAGGCGGCGCGCCCAUCAGCAUCAUCAAGCCCACGGGCGAGACCAAGACGAUCCGCACCAAGUACCUCGUCGGCUGCGACGGUGGUCGAUCCAAGCUGCGCAAGACGCUCGAGGAACGUCACGAGUUCACCUUCAACGGCGACUGGGUGGACACGCUCUGGGCUGCGCUCGACUGUGUCGUCGAGACCAACUUCCCCGAUGUUCGCAAGAUCGCCGCGAUCCACUCCAAGAAUCACGGCGCGCUCUACAUCUUCCCUCGCGAGAACAACGAGAAGGGCGAGCCCAUCAUCCGUUGCUACACACAGGUCAACCGCCUCGGGGGCGAGAAGAGCAAGGAAUCGGCGCUGGAUGCGCGUGACAAGGUCACCGCAGAGAUGGUGAUGAAGGCCAUCCAGGAGAUUGCGCACCCGUACCACUUCGACUUUAAGGGUGUCGAGUGGUUCACCUGCUAUCCUAUCGGUCAACGUCUGAUUUCGAGAUACUCGCUGCCCGCGGGCAACACCGCCAACGGUGUCUCGUUCCCCGGCCACCGUGUGCUUCUUGCUGGUGAUGCCUGCCACACGCACUCGCCCAAGGCCGGUCAGGGUAUGAACACUGCCAUCAUUGACUCGCAGGCCUUGGCGUGGAGGAUCAAUUUGGUCGAGAAGGGACUCGCCGACCCUGACACCCUUCUUGGCACCUACCAUGACGAGCGACAUGCCACUGGAAAGCAACUCAUCGACUUCGACUCGGAGUACUCGGCGCUCUUCUCGGGAGAGGUGCCCAAGAACACGCCCGAGGUGGCGACCAUGACCGACGCCGAGAAGCGCGAGCACUUUAUCAACAUUCAGCGCCGAAACGCCGCCUUCACCACGGGGGCGGGUGUGCUCUACGCGGACAACGUGCUCAACCACCGUGAUCCUUCGCAGAAGCUGGGCGUCUCCAAGAUCACCGACAAGCUCGAGCCUGGCCGCAGGUUGCAGCCCGCGUGGGCUACUCGAUGGUCCAACUCGCAGCCGGUGCGCAUGAUCCACGAGAUCCAGUUCACGGCUCCCGGUGGAUUCCGCCUGUACGUCUGCGCGGGCGACCUGAGCAAGAACAUGCGCCACCUCGAGGCGUUUGCCAAGCACCUUGCCUCGCCUCACUCGUUCGUCAACCGAUUCCGCGCCAACCAGCGAGCGUUGCUGCUGCAGCACAAGGCGUACCACCAGCUGCCGACGUCGCUCAACACUGGUUUGGGUGAAGGAUUUGCGUCGGAGGCCAACCCGUUCUUCCACAUGCUCCUGAUCGUCAAGUCGCAGCGGUUCGACAUUGAGAUCGAGCAGAUCCAGCAUCUGGGUGCGCUCAAGAGCAUGCUGUACUGCGACGAUAUCGAGGCAGGGCAUGGUGCGUUCAAGGUGACGCUGGACGACCAGUUUGUUGGCGGACUGCACAGCAAGUGGGGCCUCGAGAAUGGCGGUAUCGUGGUGGUUCGACCGGAUGGAUACGUUGGAGCUAUUGCACCGAUCGACCAGGGACAGAGCGGUUUCGAGGCUGUGGAGAAGUACUUUGACGGAUUCUUGACACAUAGGCCCAUUGCUGGUGGUCAGAGGACAAGGUUGUAG